UCCACGCAACUAAUCGAUUGAUGUCGUGAAAGUGUUCUUUUGUGGGUGCGUGCAACGAUUGCGGUAGAUGUGUGUUUGGUUUUGUGUGUUCAUGUUUCCCCAGCGCAAUUUUCCAGCUCCCGUAACACAGUAGUUUGUAGCAUUGCAAAUGCUUUUGUGUUGAAUGUGCUCAUAAUACUCCCAGUCGCUGCCUUACCGAAUUUUCCAUCAUCCGUACUAAUUUGACCAACGCGACAAUUGGCUGCGAUGGCGUCACCUUUCCGUUAUACGCACGCAAUAACUGCUCGCAUCCCGCUGUCGUUGCGGACACGUGGUGAAAUCGAUCUAGAAGAGGCCAAAUUGCAGCACGAGAGUUAUGUGAAAAUGCUACGAGACCUGGGACUAGACGUGAUAGAAUUACCACCGGAUGAAAGCUUACCCGAAUGUCCGUUCGUAGAAGACUGCGCCGUAGUCUGUAAUGGAAUAGCGCUAAUCUGUCGCCCUGGCGAUCCCAAUCGGGUGCAGGAAGUCGAAGCAGUACGAGCAGUUCUGAAAAAGGAGCUGGAUCUUCCGUUGGCUGAGAUAGCCGACCCAAACGCCAAACUAGACGGUGGCGAUGUCCUGUUUACAGGGCGAGAAUUUUUCGUAGGGCUCAGUAAGUGGACAAAUGAAGCCGGUGCACGAGCCGUUGCAGCUGCCUUUCCGGAGUAUCCUUGUGUGCCGAUUAAGGUUACUGAACAUCACCAUUUGAAGUACUACGUGUCCAUGGGGGGAACCGAUGUUUUAUGUGUGAGCCGCAGCAAGGAAUCGCAGGAGAUACUAAAGCGCAUCGAACGGGAAGCUACCUACACUUACCAUACGCUUACGCUUACGGAAGAAACGGCGGCCAACGUGCUGUACGUUAAUGGGACGCUGGUUACGAGGUCCACUGAAGAAAUUCCAGUCUCGGCCCAGAUUUUGGCUCAAAAAAUUGACGCUCCACGCCAGAUGUUGUACCUAUCCGAGUUAGGCAAGUUUUCUAACGGUCUAACGGCCUGCAGCAUUCUGGUGAAACGGUCCAAGCACAUCAAAAGUCUCUAGAAAGUGAGUUCCCGAAAGGUCGACUGCCCCUGGUUGCGAUAAACGGUAUCUUCUGUACGGUCCCCUCGUGUGUUUUUAAACCACAAAGUGCUCGAUCUCUAUCCAUUAGAUGCCUCAGGUUUUGUGUUAACUUUGCUAAUCUCGUCACGAGUUUUUCGACUCUCUAUUGAGCUAUUUAUUUAACUCAGUUAUUUAAUCUCAUGCUCCAUUAUCCCUUAUUACAUGUCCUUUUACUGUUGUUGAUACUGUGCCCUUUAACCAGAGUUGGUUGUGACAAAGAAUCAUCGAUAUAUAAAAAAAGGAGUAGCUAUUCCACUUCCUUGGAGCGCUUCCAGAGUGUAGCUAAAGAGACAAGAUUUGAUUUACGUUCCGAAUCGUUAUCAUCUGAACUAGUCAUCUGCAUUUACAAGGGCUAUUCGCUUUCGUCACACAAUGCGUUCAGAAUAUCGAAUCAGAUGUUUUGUCAUGCAACAAAAGCAGUAUCGUACGCAACGGAAAUUUUAAUCUAUCAGAGCCAAUAUAUCCUUUCGCAGCUUGUGUUUUAACAAUUUGACUCUAUAAUGUAUACAUUUUUAACCUAACCAAACUUGAGUACAUUUUUCCAACAAGAUCUGCAAACAAAUCUAAAACUGAUAAGCAAGAAUCUCGAACACUCAAAAUUAUAUUAUAAGUAAUGAUAGCAAAAGUAACAUCGUAUUUUCGAGUGACUCUCCGCGCAAAUACAAAGAAUGAUUGCAUUAUUUACAACCUUGCAUCUAUGCCCCAUAGUUAGAGUCAAAGUACAAUUAAUGCAUUUUGCAAUUGCGAAGAAAACGCAGCAUUGUUCUACUUCCCUCGUAUUACUGCCAGGAUCGAUAGAAAAGGAAGUAGCAUAAACCAACUUCUCGUCUAUUACAGUACGCUACUGCAUACUUAUUGCGAUCCAGCAGCGAAUGUGAAUGAAUAAAAAUUUAAA
Messenger RNA from Anopheles cruzii, 2014 nucleotides. RefSeq names its product N(G),N(G)-dimethylarginine dimethylaminohydrolase 1. The coding region runs from base 247 to 1059 and encodes 270 amino acids. Gene Ontology annotation, biological process: positive regulation of nitric oxide biosynthetic process; arginine metabolic process. Gene Ontology annotation, molecular function: dimethylargininase activity; amino acid binding. Lineage: Eukaryota; Metazoa; Arthropoda; Insecta; Diptera; Culicidae. The transcript is spliced from 5 exons. The record is from RefSeq and is a predicted model, not a curated record.